Anarrhichthys ocellatus (wolf-eel) is the source of this 2999-nucleotide messenger RNA. RefSeq names its product golgin subfamily A member 6-like protein 22. The annotation marks the transcript as partial. The record is from RefSeq and is a predicted model, not a curated record. Gene Ontology annotation, molecular function: GTP binding. The transcript has a single exon. NCBI's taxonomy places the organism in Eukaryota, Metazoa, Chordata, Actinopteri, Perciformes, Anarhichadidae.
UGUGGUCCUGAGGGCGUCCAUGUCUUCUUCCUGGUCCUACCUAUGGGUCCCCUCACUGAUGAAGACAAGGGAGAGUUACAGACCAUCCAGAACACAUUCAGCUCUCGGGUCAACUUCUUCACCAUGAUUCUGUUCACUGUGGAGUCAGAUCCUAAAGCUCCAGCUGUUGUUAACUUUGUGAAAGAAAACAAGGAGAUCCAGGAUCUCUGUCAGAGCUGUGGAGGAAGAUAUGUUGUUCUCAACAUCAGAGACCAGCAGCAGAUCCCAGAGCUGUUGGAUUCUGUGGAAAAGAUGAGAGCUGAAGGAUCCAGAUGCUUCACAAUGGAGAUGUUCACCAAGGCUCAGAUGGAGAAUGUUUCAAAACUUAAAGCUGAACUGAAAGAUCUAAAACAUAAAAGUAAGAUUGGAAUAGAUGAUAAACAUCAGGGUAAAGAGUGUCUCAGGAUGGUGCUGAUCGGGAAGACUGGCAGUGGAAAGAGUGCAACUGGAAACACCAUUCUGGGUGAAGAACAUUUUAAAUCUACUCCCAGCUCAAAGUCAGUGACCAAGCUUUGCGAGAAAGCAACAGGAGAGAUCGAUGGACGUCCUGUCGUCAUAGUCGACACCCCCGGCUUGUUUGACACGACUCUGUCCAAAGAUCACGUUCAAGAGGAGCUUGUGAAAUGCGUCAGCUUGUUGUCUCCUGGACCUCAUGUGUUCUUACUGGUGCUGCAGAUCAGCCGCUUUACAAAAGAGGAGAAAGACUCUGUGGAGCUGAUUAAGAAAUAUUUUGGCAAGAAGUCUGAAGAUUUCAUCAUCAUUAUAUUCACCAGAGGAGAUGAACUAAAAGAUCAAACAUUUGAGAGUUACCUAACAGACGACUGUGAUGACUUGUUGAAAAAACUAAUAAAUGACUGUGGAGGAAGAUACCAGGUCUUCAAUAACAACAAUGAAGCAGACCGCACACAAGUCAGAGAUUUGAUGAAGAAGACCAACACAAUGAUGAAGGAGAAUGGAGGCAGCUGCUACAACUCAGAGAUGUUCCAAGAGGCCGAAGCAGCAAUAGAGAAGGAAGUGAAGAGAAUCCUGAAGGACAAAGAAGAAGAAAUGCAGAAACAGAAAGAGGAGCUUCAAAUAAAACAUGAAGAAGAAAUGGAAGCAGUGAAGAGAAGAAUGAAACAACAGAAAGAAGACAUUGAACAAGAGAGAGCCAAACAACUUAAAGAAAUGGAAGAAAACAUCAACAAGGAGCGAGAGGAGAGAAGGAAAGAACAGGAGAUGAGAGAAGAGGAGGACAGGAAGAGGAAAAGGCAGGAGGAACUUCAACAACAAGAGUGGGAACAACAGCUUGGAGCUCUGGAGAAAGAAAUAAAGUCAGAGUCAAAAGAAAAGGAAACCAUUGACAGAGAGUUGGAGGAGAAUAGAGAGGAGAUGAGAAAACAACGAGAAGACUGGGAGAAGGAAAGAAACGAAUGGUGGAAGAAACGAUAUCAAGAAGAUGAACAGAAACGACACGAAGAGCAAACUAAACUUAAAAAGCUCCAAGAAGAAUACGAAGAAGAAAGAGAAAAACAUGAAAUCAAAAGAAAAGAAGAAGAUCGAACCAGAAGAGAGCAGGAGAAGAAGGAGAGAAAAGAAUUGGAGGAAACCUACAAGAAGGACCUGGAGGAAAUGAAGAAGAAAUAUGAAGAGGAGGCCAGAAAACAAGCUGAAGAGUUCAAUGAGUUCAGACAGAAAUACACCAAGGACUUCACAGCGUUGGUAGAGAAGCACAUGGAGGACAUACAGGAACUGAAGAAAAGACAAGAGAGACAAAUGCAGGAGACAGAAGGGAGGCACGGAAAAGAGUACGAUCUGUUAAAAGACCUCUCCAGUAACAAAGAAAAACAUCUAAAAGAACAAUUGGAGGACAUGAAGAACAAACAAGAAGAAGAAAUAAAAGAACUAAAAGAGAAAUACAAAAGAACGUGUAUCAUCAUGUGAUCACACACUGACUAAUAAUCAUGAUGUUAGCAGAUGGAACCUCAGUUGAACAUUGAAAGAACAACAAUUUUCUUAUCUUUAAUUUUUUUAAAGCAAAUCAUUUUUUUCUGGAAAGUCACAUUUGGGUUUUUUGUACACAAAAGGUGUCUGAUCAUUACUUUAGCUAGUUAACGUUUCGUUGUUGCAAUUGAACCAGUUUAAGAACUCUUUUGUGUCUUUCUCAGUUGGAAUAUUCGACAGUAGCCUAAAAUAAAUGGAGGGUUCAUGGGCUGAAAAGUACUGAUGCCUCAGGGUGAGCAUGUUUAUAUUUGUAUUACCUGUGUUGAAGUUUUCCGUACUCUUUAAUAUCUUUUGUUUGCUCGUGUUGUAUCUUUACAUAGUUCAUAGUUGUUUGAUGAUAUAUUAAUGCGGUGAAUAUUGAAUUUAGCAACUUUAAAUGUCUUUUAAUAUUGCCUUGUGUUUCUUUAUUUUUUGUUAUUCUCAAAAACAUCAGGAAUGGAUAGUGGACUGUACUUGUAUCGCACUUUUUUAGUCUUUUCCGAACACUCAAAGCGCUUUCACACUACAUGUCAUCAUUCACCCAUUCACACACUGAUGGCAAGGGCUAAUUGACACCUGCCUAUCAGAUUCAUGCACCGUAGGCACAGCUACGGGAGCAAGUUUGGGGUUCAGUGACUUGCUCAAGGACACAUCGACAUGCGACUAGCGGAGCCGGGGAUCGAACCACCGAUCCUCUGAUUGAAGGACGAGUCUGCUCUCCACUCAGCCACGGUCGCCAAUCAUGCACUAUGUACAAUUUUACAUUUUUUUUCCAAUUUUCCAAAAUGUAAUUUUCUCCAAUUUUAGUAAGAACACCAGAUCCCUCAAUCAUGACUUCCAGACUUGUAGGAUUCUCUUUAUAUGUGCCAAAUAGGUUAAGAAGCAGUUGUGUUUUUGUGUUUAAAAUAUGUUUCUUUUCAUAAAGCCUUUCCGUCUCAUGUAAUAACACUUUGAAUUGUUGUUGAAAGAUGAUAUACUAAUAAACUUUCCUUUUGACA